Messenger RNA from Pogonomyrmex barbatus (red harvester ant), 2981 nucleotides. It is a transcript of the gene kar, whose product is annotated as monocarboxylate transporter 10-like protein kar. NCBI's taxonomy places the organism in Eukaryota, Metazoa, Arthropoda, Insecta, Hymenoptera, Formicidae. Gene Ontology annotation, biological process: transmembrane transport. Gene Ontology annotation, molecular function: transmembrane transporter activity. The record is from RefSeq and is a predicted model, not a curated record.
CACGGCGGGAAACACGAGGCAGAAGUUUCACGUCCGCCGGCGCAUGUCACCUCGGCCGGCUUCACGGCGUUAUCAUCGGUCUCGGGCGUCGAUAGCACACACGUCACGACCAGUCGUCGGCUAAGGCCGGGGUGACGUUCCUCGUGGCGGCGAGAAUUGCGAAUUCCUCGCGUAACAUGCUGGAGAGAUCGGCCGUGCGCGACGGUGGUACGUGGAUGGAAAGAUCGUAUCGUAUCGCACGAUGUGUACACGCUCGUGCACAAUUCCGAACGUCUGUACUGUCUUUUGUAAGUCAGUAGGUCAGUCAGCUGGCUGGGUCGAUCAGCUGGGUCAUGCUUAGAUGAGUGCGACAAGGCGGCCGAACUCGGAAGAAUAGAAAAUCCUCGACCGUUUACAGAUAUCUUUUCGGACCGCGGUGGCAAUAAUCAACUCGAAUAAUCGUCGAUAACGAUGACGAUCAACGAGGAGGUCGGUGAUGGCGACGUUGGCAGCUUCGGUCUGGAAGGUGACGUUGCCGGGUCGAUCCGAGCGAUCGAUCGCACAGCUGCGGGUGAUCCAAUCGGCACGGCGAGCAGCCACGUUCGGCCUCGUCAGGCCGACCUCGACAAUUCCGAUUCGGGUGAGGGCAAUCCCCUUCUGGCCGAGAGCGCGGCAGUAACGAUCGACGCGCCGAUCGGGAAGCUGAGGAGAAUGCAGCUCAAGAGGAAAGUGGAGAACGCGGCGACGGUGCAGAUCGACGGAAACAACACGACGUACCGGAAGGGGCCCAACGAGGAGUCCAUGAGGAGCCAACGAGUCGAGGACGCGGUCGUCGGGCCGCCCGACGGCGGCCUCAGGGCCUGGAUGAUCAUGAUCGGCAGCUUCACGAUCAACGGCGUGCUCUUCAGCAUCAUCAACACGUAUUCUCUCAUCUACCCGGAGCUGCAGAAGCGACUCACGGAGGCUGGCGAGACCGAGGUGUCCUCUAAAGCAGGUGUGAAAUCUUUUCGAUUCGCGGCUUCAAAACAAUUAGCUUCGUUGUUAACUUCGGGAGAAACGAGCGGUUUUUGUGUGUGUGUGUGUGUGUGUUUUCAGGUGGAAUGGCUUUAUCUAACAUACAGCGUCAUGUUCGGGCUCGGCGCGAGUCUCGCUUACACCCCGAGUCUGGCGAUUUUGGGCCACUACUUCAAGAAGUACCUUGGUCUGGUGAACGGCAUCGUCACGGCCGGAAGUUCCAUAUUCACGACGUUGCUGCCGUCCCUGAUGGAGCUUCUGAUAUGGCGUUUCGGUCUGGAAGGGACGUUAAGAAGCAUGGCCGUGCUCACGGCCAUCAUCAUGGCUUGCGCGAUUCUCUUCAAGCCGAUACCACUAAUCACCAGCACAGCGCAGGAAGAUGAGCCGCGACACAAGACGAAAUCGAUACGAAGUCGUCUGAAAGAAUUCGUGAAUGUAUCUAUCUGGAAGAAAAAGCGAUACGUCGUGUGGGCUAGUUCUAUUCCUCUCGCUCUUUUUGGAUACUUCGUCCCGUACGUUCACAUAGGCAAGUUUGUGGCUAUGACGUUCAAAGAUGCCGACAGCAAGUUACCGGUCAUGUGCAUCGGUAUCACUUCCGGUAUCGGCCGUUUAAUCUUCGGCUACAUCGCCGACUUGCCGAAGGUGAAUCGCAUAUUUUUGCAGCAGAUAUCAUUUCUGAUUAUCGGCAUCCUGACGAUGCUUCUUCCAGUCACCGAAUCUUUCAUCGUACUCCUGGUCAUUUCACUAGGCAUGGGAUUGUUCGAUGGAUGCUUUAUAUCGUUACUCGGCCCGAUCGCGUUCGAUAUCUGCGGUCGCAGCGGCGCCACCCAAGCCAUCGGCUUUCUUCUCGGAAUGUGCUCUAUACCUCUAACGGUUGGUCCGCCGAUCGCGGGUCUCCUAUACGAUCAUACCGGAUCCUAUAAGUUGCCUUUCCUGUUAGCCGGCGUUCCCCCGAUAGUGGGAGCGCUGACGAUGUUUCUGAUAAGGUGCGUUAAACAGAACGAUGAUGGAAGUGAAAACAAUCCUUCCCCCGAGAGUCCCCCGAGCAAAACGGAUUGCCAGAAUGGCAGAGCGAGAAGUAAUGGUUUCUCACCAAUGUUCAUCGAGCGGAAAUGCGAGCAAGCGGUGCAAGAAAGGUAUAGGACAAUGUGCAAAAAUUUGCAGCUGUCUCAGCACCACCAUAUUAAACCACGGGGCGAAUUACAAAACGGUUUAGCGCAAAAGAGUUGCAAACAUGAAUACACCAAUAACUAUAGAUAUUCAGAGAGUGUGCCAUUGCUUCAUGGAGACUGGAUCUCACGACGUCCGAGCACAAGUUUCUCUUAGCAAAUCGUCGAUACCUCAUACGUUUUGAGCCCACGUUCUGAUGCGUUUCUCGCGUAUUUCUUCGCUUUGUGGAAUUUUAUUAUCUAAUAUUUAUUCGGUGAAAUGAAUAUGAAAACCGAAUCUAUUGAGAAAUAUCGUUUUGCAUAUCAUAGUGUACAUGACGAGUGCACAGAAAGAAUUAUGUAUAUAAUUUUUACUUAAGAUAUAUAUAUUGCUAUAUAUAUUGCUCUAUAUAUAUAUAUAUAUAUAUGCUAAUCAAUUUUUGAUCAAUCAUUUUUAAGUUAAGAAUUAUUUAACUCGAUAAUUAAUUGUCUGUAUUCUGGAAAAUGUCAAUAAUGUUUCAUCAAUUUUAGCGUGUCCUAAGACGUAUAGCUAGUUUUGGAAAAACGUACUUAUCGAAAUAAUCGAUUUAGGCUUUCCUGCUAUAGAGAUAUAUUUUAGCGACAUACAAAUCAAAACAUCGAACUUUUAAGAAAAGAAAGAUAUAUUGUAGAAAACAUAUAUUUAUUAGAAUUAUAUAUUUGAUUAGAAAGAAAUUAUAUUCAAGCAAAUGUAAUUGUUCCAAUUAAAACGUGCCUAGUAAAAUUAAGAAUUAUAAUAAGAAAAUGAUUCAUUCGAUAGAAUAGUUAUAUUGCUUGGUAUGUAAAUUCUUUUUAUAGAAA